UUCGGUGACCAAGUAAUCAAUAUAUUAAGAUAUAUAAAUCCUUCUUUACGACACUUACCAGACAGAUUCAAUACGCCAAUAAGAUAAACGACUACUACACUGAAGCCACUACCGUCUUUACACCAAAUCUCAGAAGACAAUACCAAAAUUCUCAUACGAACCUAAACAAAAUGUCUAUAGGCGAAGACUUUGAUCUUUUGAUCGCCCCUGGAUCUCUCGUGGUCGUGACGGGCGCGAAUGGGUAUAUCGGAUCCCAUAUUGUGGACCAGUUUCUACAACGAGGUUACCGGGUCCGUGGUACUGUCCGUAAGGCUUCUAGGGAUCGAUGGCUAAAAGACCAUUUUGACGGGAAAUAUCCGGGCAAAUUCGAGUUGGUCGAAGUGCCCGAUAUGGUAGCGAGCGGUGCAUAUGACGAGGCCAUCAAAGGGGCAUCUGGCUUCGUACACGCCGCAGCUCCUGCGAUGGAUGCGAUGGAAAGCGCCGAUCCCUACGCUAGAGUCAGAAUCGUAGUGGAUAGCACGGUACGCGCCCUGGAAUCAGCCGCAAAAGAGCCAGGGAUAAAACGAUUCGUCUUAACAUCCUCUUCUGGGGCGGCGGUAUUUCCUAUCCCCGACAAGGCUCUGUCGAUUGACUCAAACACCUGGAACGAAUACUCGGUUAAGGAGGCAUUCGCCCCACCACCGUACGAGGGCGAGAAACGCAUUGUGGAUGUCUAUUAUGCUAGCAAGACUAAGGGCGAGCAGGCGGCGUGGGAAUGGAUGCGUGAACAUAAACCCCAUUUUACAUUCAAUGCGAUCCUGCCCGACUUUAAUACGGGGGCGCCCAUCAACGUAGCUCGACAGGCUUCUCGCAGCACGGCGGGCAUGAUCAGAGUCUUGAUAGACAAAGGUGAAGCCUUGAAGCCGGAAGAUGUAGUAUUCCCACCACAGUGGUAUAUUGAUGUCCGUGAUGAUGCCGCAUUGCAUGUGGCUGCAUUAAUAUAUCCUGACGUGGCGGGCAAACGCCUCUUCGGCUUCGCUUACCCCUUUACGGUCAACGAUGUUAUCCGAACGCUGAAAGCGCUAUACCCAAACCACAAAUUUGGGCAGGAGAUCUCCGAUGUAGGUAAAGAUCUAUGCAGUGUCGCAAACGAGAGAGCUGAGGAGCUGCUGAAGCGACUUACCGGUCACGGAUGGUUGAGUUUGGCUGACGGUCUGAAGGAUACUGCUGAAGCAUUAGGGAUUCAUUAGGGAUUCAUGAGGAGUCUCUUCACUAAUCGUAAAAUGAUGUCAAUACCCGACAUGUCGCAUGGUAGGCGGUAGAAAGUGCGCCCGAGAGAGGCGAUGUGGAUUCACGAUGGCGGAACCAGUAAAUAUAGAGUAGUG
This is a messenger RNA of Daldinia vernicosa, 1364 nucleotides long. Its product is annotated as aldehyde reductase. Gene Ontology annotation, molecular function: oxidoreductase activity, acting on the CH-OH group of donors, NAD or NADP as acceptor. The record is from RefSeq and is a predicted model, not a curated record. Bases 171 to 1229 code for a protein of 352 amino acids. The transcript has a single exon. NCBI's taxonomy places the organism in Eukaryota, Fungi, Ascomycota, Sordariomycetes, Xylariales, Hypoxylaceae.